AUGAUGCAAGGUACAGGACUGGUGUGCACCUGCCUCGACCUUCAUGCUUGGGAUGGGAGAUGGCAGGGGCGACAAUGCUCGGCAGAUCAAGCGCAGCUGCGGGUUACAGGUGCUCCUUCUGGCAUCUCAAACAAGGCUCUGGCGCGGGCAUCACGAGAGAGGCAAGAGGCAGGAGCUAGAGCAAGAGCAGUCAGCACCUACCUGUGGUUAUACUGUUACUGUCAAGCCACAACCGCUCCUCCGGCAUCAAAACAAACCAUGCGUCUCACCAACCCCAACUCCAAAACACCAAAACCAAACGCCGUGUUCGAGACCGCAUACAAAAGAAACUCACACACUGCCGCCCUCUCCCUGCCAUCAUCCUUCCUCUUCCGUAUCCAUAUGCACAUGACAGAGACAUCGCCUCAAUACCAACAGCACUCGAUCGACAACGCCUUCGAUCCUUUCUGUCAUCACCACCAUCGCGUCUGCCCAUCGUCAGCUUCGUACGAAACACCUUGCAUCCAUCCCUCGUCACUCGCAGCCGCCGAUACGCAUUGCCGUCAAGCCAACACCAUCAUCAACAACAUCAUCAUCAAGCGCCCCCAGAAUUCUGCUCCAAGUCACCUGCCUGUCUGA
This is a messenger RNA of Colletotrichum destructivum, 618 nucleotides long. RefSeq lists its product as uncharacterized. The record is from RefSeq and is a predicted model, not a curated record. The transcript has 2 exons. Lineage: Eukaryota; Fungi; Ascomycota; Sordariomycetes; Glomerellales; Glomerellaceae. The coding region runs from base 1 to 618 and encodes 205 amino acids.